CCUCUCUUGGCAAGACGGUGGCAAUGGGGCUGCUAGGGUUUCGAGUGGGAAGGGGCCGGAACCUCCUCGGCGAGCUCCAUCGAUCACUAUCUAUUCUUAAUCUCCGUCCUCGAUUUGUGAUUCCCUCUUCUCUACCUUCUUCUCCCUCCUUCUCCACUGGCUCUUUUCCUGAAAUUUCAAGGGAUAUAAUGAAGAUUGUAGAACAAAGAAUGGUAGAGAUUGAACGGAGAAAUGCCUACCUUCUUGAACAGAUUAACCAGCCAGCGGUCACGACAGCAGAAUAUUCAAGAUCCAAUAAGGAGCUGAGAAGAUUAGAAAGCUGUGUGGAACUAAUAAAAGAUUUGAGAUCCAAAAGAAAGGAGAUUGAUAGCCUGAAGUCUUUAAUAUCUGAUUCUCCUGAAGAUAAGGAGAUGCGUGAUAUGGCUAUUGAAGAAUUUGAUGUUGCUGUUGAAGAGCAGAAGAGAUUGCAACAUCUUCUGCUUAAAGCUUUGCUCCCAAAGGAUGAUGCUGAUGAAAAGGACUGCAUUUUAGAAGUUAGAGCUGGGACUGGAGGUGAAGAAGCAUCUUUAUUUGCCAUGGAUAUUUUCAAAAUGUAUGAGAAAUAUUCUCAAAAGAAAGGAUGGAGAUUCGAAGUUGUAGAUAUAAUGGAAUCUGAUUUGAAAGGAUAUCGGGAAGCAAGCGGAUCUAUUUCAGGAUCUGGUGCAUAUGGCAAGCUUAAGUUUGAGAGUGGGAUUCAUCGAGUUCAGCGCAUUCCAGUAACUGAAAAGUCUGGGCGUAUUCAUACUAGUGCUGUGUCUGUUGCAAUACUUCCUCAAGCUGAUGAGGUUGAUGUCCAUUUGCGCAAUGAAGAUUUGAAAAUUGAUACCUACAGAGCUGGUGGAUGUGGAGGCCAGUCUGUGAACACAACAAAUAGUGCUGUGAGAAUAACACAUAUUCCAACAGGAAUGACAGUGGCAAUACAAGAUGAAAGAUCACAGCAUAUGAACAAGGCCAAAGCACUAAAAGUCCUAAGAGCAAGGUUAUAUGAAGCCGAAAGGUCAAGACUUCAAAUGAGCCGAUCAAAACUUCGUAUGGAACAGAUUGGUAGUGGUGAUAGGUCGGAGCGUAUAAGGACGUACAACUUUCCGCAGGGACGAGUAACUGAUCACAGAGUAGGAAUUACUAACCAUUCUAUUGAGGAUGUUAUGGAGGGAGAAAGCUUGGAUGUUUUCAUUGAUGCUCUUCUUUUGCAAGAGGAGAUGGAGGCUAUAGCCUCUUUUAGUACUUAA
This is a messenger RNA of Dioscorea cayenensis subsp. rotundata (Guinea yam), 1268 nucleotides long. RefSeq names its product peptide chain release factor 1, mitochondrial. The transcript has 11 exons. Lineage: Eukaryota; Viridiplantae; Streptophyta; Magnoliopsida; Dioscoreales; Dioscoreaceae. The record is from RefSeq and is a predicted model, not a curated record. Gene Ontology annotation, molecular function: translation release factor activity, codon specific. The coding region runs from base 24 to 1268 and encodes 414 amino acids. Gene Ontology annotation, biological process: translational termination.